AUGGGGUUGAAUCAAGAGAUUAAACAUAAAGGUCAAUUCGAAAUACUAAACAUAAACAAUGAACAGCAGAAAGGAUCUUAUUUAUGUCACUUACCACAUAACCAGCAAGUGAAUAUUACAAUUCCAGAAUCUAAAAUUCCUCCCGAUGAAUUAAAGAAUAAAGCAAUUCAAAUCAUUUAUAAUUCAUUUAUUAACCAGAAUUGUACAUUUUCGUACAAUUUACAUGCUGGAUAUUGGACAAUUGGCUAUUGCUUUGGUGAUAAAGUAAUUCAAUUCCAUGAAGAUUUACAAAGUUUUGUCAGUGGUGAUCAUAAACCUCAUUUACCUAAGCAUAUUUAUACACUCGGAAGAUUUGAAGGAACUGAGAAAUUGAAUAAACGUGUUUUACCCGAACAUCAAACAAAAGGUCAUGAUGUUCAUCUAGAUCCUAAUGAUUUUAUUGUAUUUGAAGGUCCAUUUAGUUUUUUUAGUAAUUCAGAACCAGAGUCUGAAGCUAAAUUCCGGAAACUUAUAAAACAUACUUUAUUUAGUGGGGAAAUCUGUGAUGUUACAAGAAAACCUAGAACCAUUGAUAUUGUUUAUAAAUGUGACCAAUUCCAAAGAGGAGUUAAUAUACUUGAAAUCCAUGAAAUUAAAACAUGUGAAUAUCAAAUGAUUAUCAAUGUUCCUGGUUUAUGUGCAUUAGAUGAAUUCAAGUCAAGCAAUACUACGGAGAAUAUAGUUGAUAUUCAAUGUAAAAAUAUCGAUGAAACUAAUUUGGCAAGUGCUGACGUUAAAUACGAAGACUUUUUCCAGUACCUUGACAAGAUCCCAAGUAAAGAACCUGACUUUCCUCAACCAGGAGUUAAAAUAAACGUGAAUGAAUACACUUUCUAUCCAAUAGGAAAUGGGUUCUUUUUGGGAUAUAAGCAUAUAAAUUCGGGAGACUUAUAUUGGGAUCAAAGACAUAUUUUCCUCUAUAGUGGUACAGCUGAGAAUCUCACCACUCUCGAGAAAGAUUUUGGAACAACAUACUAUAAAGCAUUAGAGUCAAAGAUACCGUCACCAAUAUAUUUCACAUCAAAUACUGCAUCUGCAUUACAAUCGACAGAUGCAUUUGUGGCUUGGUAUGAGCUUUAUGAUUACAAAGGUGAUUUUAUUGCCUUGUUGAAAGUGUCUAGAGAUGGAUCCGAAAGAAACCGCCGCAAGAUCCUGGUAGAUUUAGUUGAUACUAAGACAUGGAAGGAUCUAGAAGGAAAAGAACACGAGCAUGGUCUUCAUGAAAUUUUGGCAAACAGAUUUACUGAAUAUAAUUGGAAUUUUGUAGAGUUUGAAAGACUUGAACCUGGAAAAGCUCCCAAAAAAGGGCAUAAGAAUAAGAAGAAAUCAAGUAAAUCCAAAAGCAAAGAUAUUAAGACCGCUGCUGUGACUGUGACUGAUCUGAAAGAUCCCAAAGAUGAUGCUGCUAAAUCAAAUAGUUCAAAGAUAAAGGAAACUGUCACUGCAACUGUUACUGUAACCGACAUGAAGCAAGACAUGGGGAAUGAUGGAUUUAAGAAUAAAGGCACCGAGCAACAAGUACUACAACACCCAGAAGCGACACAGGCUGUUCCCACCCCCGACUCCGAACAUAAGGUGUCCGACGAUGAAGCGGCAGACCGUAGGCGUCAAUUCAAUGAUAUGGUUCAACAAGCUAUUCUAGAUAGAAGAGACGGCAUACCAGCUAAUGAACUUGAACUCCUUGAUGAGGUUAUAGAGGAACUCCAUGAAGCGAACAGGGCAGGUAAAGACUUUGAUCUUUUAGAUGCGAUUAUGAGUACCAUCGGCGAACACUUGGCUCGGGACCGACAACAAACUCUUCAAUCGGAAACCGACACCAUUCUCGAUAGUGAAAAUACUUCUGAAGCAGACGUCUCUAUCAAAUCCGAGGAGAGCGUGAAGUCCGAUGUAAACGAACAAGUGAAUCAUGACGAGUUGUAG
Messenger RNA from Hemisphaericaspora subhashii, 1959 nucleotides. RefSeq lists its product as uncharacterized. Lineage: Eukaryota; Fungi; Ascomycota; Pichiomycetes; Serinales; Debaryomycetaceae. Gene Ontology annotation, cellular component: endoplasmic reticulum lumen. Gene Ontology annotation, biological process: retrograde protein transport, ER to cytosol; endoplasmic reticulum unfolded protein response. The record is from RefSeq and is a predicted model, not a curated record. The coding region runs from base 1 to 1959 and encodes 652 amino acids. The transcript has a single exon.